Messenger RNA from Panicum hallii, 609 nucleotides. RefSeq names its product malonyl-CoA-acyl carrier protein transacylase, mitochondrial-like. The transcript is spliced from 5 exons. Lineage: Eukaryota; Viridiplantae; Streptophyta; Magnoliopsida; Poales; Poaceae. The record is from RefSeq and is a predicted model, not a curated record. Bases 85 to 588 code for a protein of 167 amino acids. Gene Ontology annotation, molecular function: transferase activity.
AAAAAAACUCAGCCACUCUCUUCAAAAACUGUCUGCGCCAUUAUUUCUGAAUGCCUUCAAUUUCAGGGUGCCCAAACUGUUGGAAUGGGUGCAGAAGCUCAGAGUGUUCCAGCAGCUGCCAAACUGUUUAACCAGGCAAAUGACAUACUCGGAUAUGACUUGUUGGAUCUUUGCACCAAUGGACCAAAAGAAAAGCUUGACUCAACGGUGAUCAGUCAGCCAGCUAUAUAUGUUACCAGCCUUGCAGCAGUAGAGGUACUACGUGCACGCGAUGGAGGCGAAGAUGUGAUCAACUCUGUUGAUGUUACAUGUGGUCUCAGCUUGGGAGAAUACACUGCACUUGCAUUUGCUGGUGCCUUUAGCUUUGAGGAUGGACUGAAGCUUGUCAAGCUAAGAGGAGAAGCUAUGCAGGAUGCUUCAGAUGCUGCCAAUAGUGCGAUGGUUAGUGUGAUUGGUCUAGAUUCAGAAAAGGUGCAAGAGCUAUGUGAUGCUGCUAAUGAGGAAGUAGAUGAAAAGGAAAGAGUUCAGAUAGCAAACUUUUGGCUGAUAUCUUUGCUGCUUGAUCAUGUAUUUCUCGUUUUACACUGAAACAAAAUAAAACCGAUCUGA